CCCAGGGCUGCUGCGGCGGCCACGGCCUGUGUGUGCGGGCAGCGCUUUGUCUCUGGGUCGUUCUGCUCUCGGACGGGGUUUCGCUGAAGCUGCGGCGGUGCCACACACCGGUCUGUGAGGUUGCAGUGUGCUGUGCUGUCAGUGUCAGGUGUACCAAAAGCACAGUGGGUUUCUUGGAGCAGCAAUUCUGAUCGGUAAUGAGCAGAUGAUAACAAGUUAAACAGUGCCUGGUCAACAACGCAAUCACAGUGGCAACAGUACAUAAGCAACAUCAAAGAGCCGGGGACUUUGGUGUCCCCGUGUCAGCAGGAAACAUGCCCAGGAUCUCAGCUGCCAGAGUGCCUGCAAUUUUUACUUAGAUUUCUAUAGGUCUUGUAGCCAUGUCUGUUAAUGCAACAGAGAAUGAUCCUCCCAGAUUCUUUGUGGGUGGAGAAGAUGGAGAAGGAUUAUUGGAUUCAGCCAGAUCUACAGAUUAUGAACACUUCUAUGACCAUGGGGAAGAAGAGGAGGAAGAGUAUGACUCUCCACCAGAAAGACAAAUUGCAGUUGGGAUUUGUUCAAUGGCUAAGAAAUCAAAGUCCAAACCAAUGAAAGAAAUUCUUGAACGCCUCUCCAUGUUUAAGUAUAUAACUGUGGUGAUAUUUGAAGAGGAUGUUAUUUUGAACGAGCCAGUAGAAAAUUGGCCUUUAUGCGACUGUCUCAUUUCUUUUCACUCUAAAGGGUUUCCACUGGACAAAGCUGUAGCUUAUGCAAAACUCAGGAAUCCGUUCAUAAUCAAUGACUUGAAUAUGCAGUAUCACAUACAAGACAGAAGAGAAGUCUAUGGUAUUCUUAAAGCUGAAGGAAUUUUACUUCCUCGCUAUGCAGUUCUGAACCGUGAUCCAAACAAUCCCCAAGAAUGCAACUUGAUUGAAGGAGAAGAUCAUGUGGAAGUGAAUGGAGAAAUUUUCCAGAAGCCCUUCGUAGAAAAGCCAGUUAGUGCUGAGGACCACAAUGUUUACAUUUAUUAUCCAACAUCUGCUGGGGGUGGAAGCCAGAGGCUUUUUCGAAAGAUUGGCAGCAGAAGCAGUGUUUAUUCUCCUGAAAGCAGUGUGAGGAAAACAGGCUCCUAUAUUUAUGAGGAAUUCAUGCCUACAGAUGGAACUGAUGUGAAGGUGUACACAGUAGGUCCAGACUAUGCUCAUGCUGAGGCCCGGAAGUCUCCAGCUCUGGAUGGCAAAGUAGAACGAGAUAGCGAAGGAAAAGAAGUGAGAUACCCAGUCAUCCUGAAUGCAAGGGAGAAGUUAAUUGCUUGGAAAGUAUGCCUUGCCUUUAAGCAAACAGUUUGUGGCUUUGAUUUGCUACGUGCUAAUGGACAGUCCUAUGUCUGUGAUGUGAAUGGCUUCAGUUUUGUGAAAAACUCCAUGAAAUACUAUGAUGAUUGUGCUAAAAUACUGGGAAACAUCAUAAUGAGAGAACUUGCUCCCCAAUUUCAAAUACCAUGGUCAAUUCCUUUGGAAGCUGAAGACAUUCCUAUUGUGCCAACCACCUCUGGAACAAUGAUGGAGCUUAGAUGUGUUAUAGCUGUAAUACGCCAUGGGGAUCGAACACCAAAGCAAAAAAUGAAAAUGGAAGUAAAACAUCAGAGAUUUUUUGAUCUCUUUGAAAAAUGUGAUGGAUACAAAUCUGGAAAACUGAAACUGAAAAAACCAAAACAGUUGCAGGAAGUACUUGAUAUAGCAAGGCAGCUCCUUGUAGAACUUGGGCAAAACAAUGAUUCUGAAAUUGAAGAAAGUAAAGCAAAACUUGAACAGCUAAAGACUGUGUUAGAAAUGUAUGGGCAUUUUUCAGGCAUAAAUCGCAAAGUUCAGUUAACAUAUCUUCCUCAUGGCUGCCCUAAGACUUCCAGUGAAGAGGAAGAUAAUAGAAGAAAUGAGCCAUCCCUGCUUCUGGUUCUAAAAUGGGGAGGAGAGUUGACCCCUGCAGGCAGGGUUCAAGCAGAGGAACUUGGAAGAGCUUUCAGAUGUAUGUAUCCAGGCGGACAAGGAGAUUAUGCUGGAUUUCCUGGAUGUGGAUUACUUAGAUUACAUAGCACUUACCGACAUGAUCUCAAAAUCUAUGCUUCUGAUGAGGGACGAGUUCAGAUGACUGCAGCAGCUUUUGCAAAGGGACUACUGGCCUUAGAGGGAGAGCUGACUCCUAUUCUUGUCCAGAUGGUUAAAAGUGCUAAUAUGAAUGGUCUGUUGGACAGUGACAGUGAUUCUUUAAGCAGCUGUCAACAUCGUGUUAAAGCAAGACUCCAUGAAAUUCUCCAGAGAGACAGAGAAUUUACUGCUGAUGACUAUGAUAAGCUCACUCCAUCUGGAAGCCUCUCACUGAUAAAAUCAAUGCAGGUUAUUAAAAAUCCUGUAAAGACAUGUGACAAGGUCUAUUAUUUGAUACAGAGUUUGACUUCUCAGAUCAGGCAGAGAAUGGAAGACCCAAAGUCUGCAGAUAUUCAGCUGUACCACAGUGAAACUCUAGAACUGAUGCUGCGCAGGUGGGCCAAGCUGGAAAAAGACUUCAAAACAAAAAAUGGAAGAUAUGAUAUUAGCAAAAUUCCUGAUAUUUAUGACUGCAUAAAAUAUGAUGUACAACACAAUGGAUCCUUACAAUUAGAAAACACAAUGGAAUUAUACAGACUUUCAAAGGCUUUAGCUGACAUUGUAAUUCCUCAGGAAUAUGGUAUUUCUAAAGCUGAGAAACUGGAGAUUGCCAAAGGUUACUGCACUCCUCUAGUCAGGAAAAUCCGUUCUGACCUUCAGAGAACUCAAGAUGAUGACACUGUAAAUAAGCUUCACCCUCUCUACUCCAGGGGUGUGAUGUCCCCAGAACGGCAUGUUCGUACCCGGCUGUAUUUCACCAGUGAGAGUCACGUCCACUCUCUGUUAUCCACCCUUCGUUAUGGUGCCUUAUGUGAUGAAUCAAAAGAUGAACAGUGGAAACGAGCUAUGGAUUACUUAAAUGUGGUCAAUGAACUCAAUUACAUGACACAGAUUGUCAUCAUGCUUUAUGAGGAUCCAAACAAGGAACUUUCUUCGGAAGAACGUUUUCAUGUAGAGCUGCAUUUCAGUCCAGGAGCAAAAGGCUGUGAGGAAGAUAAAAAUUUACCAUCUGGAUAUGGAUACAGACCUGCCUCCAGAGAGAAUGAAGGCUCAAAGAAAACAUCUCAUAGAAAUGAUAGUGAUGAGGAGGUACAUGCUCCUAAACGAGAUGAAACGGAUCGAUCAGUAGUGAUGUUCAAGCCAAUGGUAUCAGACCCAAUUCACAUACACAGAAAGUCACCCCUUCCAAGAUCCAGGAAGAUUGGUUCUGUUGAAGAAGAGAGCCCCCUGAGUGUGUCUAGCCCAGAGUGUAUUGGUACCUGGCUGCAUUACACCAGUGGUGUGGGUACUGGGCGUCGAAGACGCAGAUCAGGGGAACAAAUCACUUCUUCCCCUGUCUCCCCUAAAUCACUGGCUUUCACAUCCAGUAUUUUUGGCUCAUGGCAACAGGCGCAGUUUAGGAAAGUGCAUUUGGUCCUAUCAGAAAGCAAUAGUAACUUACGAACACCAAGAACUAUUCUGGAACAAAAGCAGAGUGGUCUAGGGUCUCACUGUGCGGGCCUGUUUAGCACCUCAGUGCUCGGGGGUUCUUCAAGUGCACCUAACCUACAGGAUUAUGCUCGUACGCAUCGUAAAAAGCUGACUUCUUCUGGCUUCAUAGAUGACACCACACGCGGUUCUGCUGUUAAAAGGUUUUCUAUCUCAUUUGCUCGACACCCAACCAAUGGUUUUGAACUGUAUUCGAUGGUGCCUUCUAUUUGUCCUUUGGAAACUCUACACAAUUCCUUGUCUCUGAAGCAAGUGGAUGAAUUUCUUGCUUCUGUUGCUGCUCCACCAAGGGAAAAUCUACAGGAGACAUCUACUCCAACUUACAUGAUGCCCCUUUCAGGAAGGAAAAUUUCUUUAAAUACAUUUACCCCUGCAAAAAUUCAACCAACUCCACUUGAAACUUUGCCUGAAAGGCUAGUGGUGGAGAAACUAACCUUAUCUACCCUUGGAUGUCCUGUUAAUGUAUCUAAUAUUAAACCAUCUCUUGAAGAGGCCUCAGUAGAUGCAGAACUUUGUGGUGAAACUCCUUCCGAGAAGAAAUGAUCAGACAAAACUGGAAACAACUUCUUAAACAGUUCUUCAGUGUGUAUUCAAGCAAGUUAUGGAGCUGUCAAAAGCCAUUCACGUUUGCAUCUGCAAUUCAUAGUGCACUUAAAAAUCUUUAUACGCGGUUAACUAAUGUGCACAGUAUUUACAUCAAGCAUCUUUUCUCAUUUUCUAAAUACACUUAUCAGUUUGAUGAAUGUCACAGCUUUUAAUGGAAAAGCUGCAAGUGAACCUUUUGUGUGUCUUCAAAUAUCUACUGUAAACAUGUACAAAAACAAGAUGGUAUGUAUUACAGUGGUUUUGUUAUUGUCACUGUAAUGAAAGCGUUGUCUGUUGUCAUCAUAAACUUCUAUUUUCAGGAGUUUAUCAUCUCCCUGUGAAUUUCUUCUGUGUGCUGAAACAGAACACGCAUCUUAGCUUUUUUUUAAAAUGUAACUACAUUUCCAAAGAGAUGUCUUUUCCCUGGUUUGGAGAUAAGCAGAUAUUUUCUGCAUUUUAAUUAUAUUAUAUUAUAUUAGCUGCAAUAAUUAGGCAUGAUGGAGUGAGUUCAUGUGUCAGCACUUUUGACUACUCUUUUUCUUUUUUCUGUGUUUACAUCAGACCUGUAACAUUCAAAUCUACCUUCUUGUUUAUUGUUUAGUACACAUGCUUGUAUACAGAUACCUGUAUAUCAUCCAGACGUAAAACUGUCUUUUAUAUCUAUAAACUAUCUUUUAUCAAAACCUUCUUUUGCUUACUAAAAAAGACAGUUUUACUUUCCUUGCCAUGUGUUUCUAGAAAAAGGUGAUACUAAAAAGCAGGUUUUGUAGAAUGAGAAAUGUUACAGCUGGUCUGCUGCUAGGUUUAUUCUGAAAAUUGUAAAUAUUCCUCCUAUGAUUUAUUGUCAUCAUUUCAGCACAGAGAGAGACUGUGGACUACCAGAACUCAGUGUGUGCUGUUGCAAAAUACUCAGGAUUCAUCAUGGCCUGGGAAUUUUCAUACCUCCCUCCUUCCAAGCUACUGGUUGAUAGCAACUCUCAAAAAAACCUACAACAAACAAACCAAAAAAACCACAACAAGCAAACAAAAAAACAACCAACCAACCAAAACCCACAAAAAUAAAUAAAAAAAAAAAAACCACAAAAAACCCCCACAAAACAAAAAUAAGAAAAAAAAUAAACAUUUUAUGAGAUGUAAGAAACAUUUCUAAAUUGGUGGAACAUGGAGUUGUGGUGUUACGUAGAAUAAUUAUCCAAUCUAAGCAAUUUUUGUAAUUUUUUUCUGAGGCAUGAAAAAUUACUGGGUUAUCAGUACCCCAAAUGUAUGAAAAUAUAGACCACUUCUUUAAGUUCAAGUGGCUGAGUAGUAAGAAUGGACUUCAUAUCUACAAGUUAGGUUAUUCCUUUCAUGUUUAAGCUGCAGAAGACAGCUUAUGAGUAAAAUGUUUAAGUAGGGCUCUUAUUUGUCUCCAGAGCCAGUGCAAACUGCACUAGUUACAUUCACUAGUUACUAUUUACAUUCACUUCAUCACAGGGUCUUUUUUCAGUGUUUACCGUAUAUGAAAAGGCUUCAGCAGAUGAUUUCUAACAAUGCUGAUUCAAUACCAAAAAUAUUAAGGGUUUCACAGCUAUAUACUUCAAGCAUUUCAUUUUCCAUAGGGUAAUUGUGUUAUUUACAAUGUUGGUCUUGCAUACAACUGAAUGUACCCUUGUUUACCAUUUAAAAAGAAAACCUAAAAAUUUAAGUAUAUGUAUCAUUCCAGUCAACCAAAGCUGUGGCAUAACUUUUUUUAUGUGGUUCUAAAUAAAAUCAAGGUCACUGGCAACUUC
Messenger RNA from Zonotrichia albicollis (white-throated sparrow), 5965 nucleotides. RefSeq names its product diphosphoinositol pentakisphosphate kinase 2 (gene PPIP5K2). NCBI's taxonomy places the organism in Eukaryota, Metazoa, Chordata, Aves, Passeriformes, Passerellidae. The record is from RefSeq and is a predicted model, not a curated record. Gene Ontology annotation, molecular function: inositol hexakisphosphate kinase activity; 5-diphosphoinositol pentakisphosphate 1-kinase activity. Gene Ontology annotation, biological process: inositol metabolic process; inositol phosphate biosynthetic process. Gene Ontology annotation, cellular component: cytosol.